Molecule: messenger RNA, 883 nt
Organism: Solanum pennellii
Lineage: Eukaryota; Viridiplantae; Streptophyta; Magnoliopsida; Solanales; Solanaceae
Exons: 4
Coding region: 48-497 (149 amino acids)
Biological process (GO): intracellular protein transport; synaptic vesicle exocytosis; endosome to lysosome transport
Cellular component (GO): BORC complex; BLOC-1 complex; synaptic vesicle
Molecular function (GO): SNARE binding
Source: RefSeq, a predicted model, not a curated record
AAUUUUUAAUUAUUUUUCUUUUUGACAUUCCUGCUGACGGAAAUACAAUGUCGAACGAAGCCCCAGAAAAACCACCGUGCGACACACCGGAGCAUGACUCAGCCGGCGUCAACGGCUUUGACAUCAACAACGACGCUUCAAAUUCUGCCUUAGCAAAGGGCCUUUCCACUAUAAUAUCUUCUCUAAUCCGGGAAUUUGACGAUAGUGCUGCCGCCACCUCUCGUAGUCAAGAUCAGCUCUCUUCCACUCUCGAUCGUCUCACUGGAGAGCUUGACAAGCUGCUGGAAGAUGCCCCAUUGCCUUUUAUCAUGCAGCAUGCUGCCAGAAUUUCUGGUGUUAGGAAAAGAAUUACAUCGUUGAACUCACUUUUGAAGUCUAUACAGAGGCGUCUUGAUAAUAUCGACCACACAUUAUCUGCUGGUUUGAUACAUGAGAAGUCCUCAGGGGAUGGUGGGCGAGACCAUGAGAAUCAUAAGUCUUCAUUGAAGAGUUCAUGAUCAAAAUCCAGGAGAAGAUUCAAAUUUCCUUCGCAGUGCCCGUAGAAAUCUCCUUCUGAUUGCAAGCAUUUGGAACUGAUUCAGCCUUGUGGUGUAAAAGGUAGUCUGAUGUAUGAGGUUAUAACACACUGCGUUCUGAAAAGAUGUUCUUUUACCUGUCAAAAUUGCAUGGUUUCAGCUUUGUGCCAUACUACGUCUGAGUUGUCCAGGAAAGCAAAACAUUAUAAAAUGGAAAACCUAUGGUGACUUUUAGCAGCUCAGCUGGUGUAGGCCUUUAGGGCAAUUUGAAGGGUGUAUCUUUGUUAAACUUAAUUCUUAUAUUCUGUUCAGGAACAUAAUUUAAAUUGUUUUGCAUUAUAUCAGAUGUGUCCUUUGUUUUACAACUA